GUCAGACCAUUUGACAGUACCAGUAACAGAGUAUAGUCGAAAACCCUCGCGAAAACUCUCGAUUCUCAUCUUUUUGAUCUUGAGUACCACAUGAUUCAAAAUGUCAGGUGUUACAGGAAAUGCACAGAAACUGAAUGUCACCUUGGUUGCUAGUAAUGUGGGCUGGGACAAAGCUGUGAAUGGCCAGUUACUUCUUGAGCUUGCCAGCAACCCAAAAGUGAAGGUUACUGGAUUUGUACCUCAAAACACUCAGCAGCAGAGAGAUGCAGCUCAGAAGUUAGGCAUUGAGCUUGUUGAUGCAAAAGAUAUCUCAGGGCAUUCAUCAGCAGACUUGCUGGCUUAUCCACCUGAUGGUCUCAAUAUUGAUGUCUUGAUGAUGCAGUCUUAUGGACAUGAAGUGGGUCGACAAGCACAGAUUAUUAAGGAGACCAAGAAUUGCAAGUGGCUUCAUGUUCUGCACACUGUGAGUGAGGAACUUGUGCCAUUUGCACCUGAGCAUACAUCUGAGCAUGAGUUGCAGCUUGCAUUGUGCAAACAAGCUGAUAUUGUGGUUGCAAUUGGACCCAAAGUGGCAGAAGCUUACAGAUCAGCUUUCCAACUUGGUGGAAUACAGAAAGAGGUCAUUGACCUGACACCAGGAAUUUUCCUCAACCUUGUUGGUGUACGACCCCCUCAAGAUGACAGUGAAGUGUUCCGUGUGUUGAUCAGUGGUUCAUCCAAAUAUUUCAAGAUCAAAGGCUGCGACAUUGCUGCUAAAGCAAUCAAACUAACCGGUACACCAUCCAUCCACCUUAUGUUUGUUGUGAAGCCUAGUGAGAAUGUAACAGAGAUGACCCAAGCUUUGCUCCAGGAGGGCAUUAAUCCUGACCAACUCACUGUCAAAGUUGCAAAAAGCAGUGAGGAUUGGAACAAUCUUCUCCGUGAAGCAGACCUUGUCAUAAAACCAUCCAGAACAGAAGGUUUUGGAAUAAGUGGUGUCCGAGCCAUUUCUGCUGACCUUCCUGUCCUAGUCAGCGGAAAUAUUGGCCUUGGUGCAGCUCUGAAGAAGUUACCCUCAGGAGCAAACCAUGUUGUGGAGUCCAAUGAUCCCCAGGUCUGGGCUGACAAGAUCAAAGAAGUUAAAGCAAAGGAUGCAAAAGGGCGCAAUGCAGAGGCAGAGUCUUUAAGAAAAGAGUACACUGGGCAAUUCAACUGGAAAGAUCAGUGUGAAAACCUUGUUGAAAAAAUGCUCACCAUGAUUUAGUCACAUCCUCCUCAGACUCAAAGUUUACCACUACGUAUUAGAAAAAGGGAGUAGAGUUUGCUGGAAGUUAGGUAGUUUGAGACUCAGUAUUUUGCCCAAUUUGAUUAUAGAUACCAUACAAUUUAAAUCUCUGUGUUGACUGACAAUGUAGCUCAUAGGUCUAACAUUCUGAAAUUAUGUUGUGAACUAAAGCCAUGAUAGGGCUUUUUCAAAAUAUUAUUACCAUUUUUACUGUUCAUUAUUGAAGACAAAACUUAAUAGCUGCAUGUUGGUCUAGCUCAAAACAACUUGCAUAGCAUAAUGCAUUUGAUCACUACACAUCAGUACAUUGCCAAGCUUAAAGCAAAGAAAAAAGGUUUCUCUGGAAGUUUUUGUUAAUGUUCAUAGUUACUUUUCUGACCAAGCGAGCUUGCUCAGCAAGUUAUCAAGUAUUGGUUUAGCUUAGGAUAUGAACUCAGUCCAAAUGACAAGAGAUUUGAUCAGUUCAAGGUGUCAUGAAUAAAUAAAUGUAACUUCAAACAA
Molecule: messenger RNA, 1765 nt
Organism: Pocillopora verrucosa
Lineage: Eukaryota; Metazoa; Cnidaria; Anthozoa; Scleractinia; Pocilloporidae
Product: D-inositol 3-phosphate glycosyltransferase-like
Source: RefSeq, a predicted model, not a curated record